Molecule: messenger RNA, 576 nt
Organism: Ochlerotatus camptorhynchus
Lineage: Eukaryota; Metazoa; Arthropoda; Insecta; Diptera; Culicidae
Product: NPC intracellular cholesterol transporter 2-like
Exons: 2
Coding region: 69-557 (162 amino acids)
Biological process (GO): intracellular cholesterol transport
Molecular function (GO): sterol binding
Source: RefSeq, a predicted model, not a curated record
UCAAAUCAUCAGUCAAUUUCCAUUCAACAUCGAAAAACCAUCGAUUCCGUCCGUCCAGAACAACUAAAAUGUUCAAGUACCUGCUUUUGGCCACCCUCAUUCCAGCGGUUAUACUGCAGAAUGCCGACAACAUCGACCAUGAGAAUUGGGAUAGAGUAGCCUUCCGUCCGUGUGCUGGUGCUCGCCCGAUUCCACGGGAGCUUCGUAUCAGAAACUGUCCAAGUUUACCGUGCCUGUUGGCUCGGGGUACUGAUGCCAAAAUGGCCAUAGAUUUCACUUCAGUCCAAGAAGCCACCACCCUGCGCGCCGCCGUGACUGCAACAGCGCUCGGAGUUACGGCUCCCUACGAGUUGCCAGCUGACCGUGCUGCCGCCUGCAACUGGCUAGUACAGUCUCGUUGCCCGACUUCGCCAGGAGAGGAGCUGAUCUACCAUUUGAGCAUGCCCAUUACUCCCAUCUACCCAUUGGUCAGUGUGACUAUUCAAAUGGAUUUGGUGGAUCAGACCCAGCAGUCCCAUGGUUGUUUCGUCAUUGAUGCCCGAGUAGUUGCCAAUUAAGGUCUCCCGCACAAUAAUG